Molecule: messenger RNA, 12472 nt
Organism: Cynoglossus semilaevis (tongue sole)
Lineage: Eukaryota; Metazoa; Chordata; Actinopteri; Pleuronectiformes; Cynoglossidae
Product: mucin-5AC
Exons: 30
Coding region: 7889-12472 (1527 amino acids)
Cellular component (GO): extracellular matrix
Molecular function (GO): protein binding
Source: RefSeq, a predicted model, not a curated record
AACGGUUUCCAUGUACUGUAAUUAUACACAACACGUAACACCCAUAUUGCAUGGUUGCGUGUCCAUGUGUUUGUCCAUGUCCAUACCUCUGUCAGGCGGGGACCAGCGGUCCCCAACCGACAAGACCAGACCAGAAAUGAGUCAAGCGUCUUGACAUGUAUUAAAUGUCAUAGACCAGGGGUGUCCACACUUUUUUGGCUUGGGAGGUACUACAAAUGACCGGGGUAAAGUGAUCUACCUACAUUGAAAAAUACUUCUAUGUAUAUUCUAUGAAUCCUUACUUUAGCCCUUGUGAUUAGCAUCCUAAAAUAUAGUUAAAUCUAUCAUUUUUAAUUUUUUUGUUUCUUUAAAUGUAAUUGCUCAGGAUCUAUCCGCACUACCUUUGAGAUCUACUGGUAGAUCCCGAUCUACUCAUUGGGCACCCCGGUCAUAGACAGAUGUGACAGAGGGAAUCUGGUCAUUUUUCAAAAUAAAACGUUGUUCAGAAUCAGAUAAUAAAUAAAACAGAAAUAACGUAAGUUAUGCAUUAUUUCUAUGCGGCCCAGUACCAAUUGACCCACGGACCGGUGCCGGAGACCACUUGAAUAGAGGAAGGAGACAAGGUAGUGUAGUGGUAGGACGAGGAACUGCAGCCACACCAAACAAAGGUUCUGAAACAUCAGGUCAUCAGUGCAGAAAGAAUGAAAAAAAGAUAAAAUAGUGAUAUUGAUAGUUUAAUGGUGUGAUGAAAAUAAACCAGUUCACCUACUAUACUGUCUGUACAGUAUGAUGUCACCUGUUCCUUUUAUCUACUUUGAUGUGACAUGUUUGAGACAUGAGGUAUAAGUUAGUUCCCAUUACCAAACGUAGCCACAAUUUAUUCACACAGUGAUGUCAACAACAAAUCUAACGACUGAUGCGAUGACGCUAACGUCCUCCCCAAAACAACACAACACCUGAACCAGCCCUGGGUUUGUUUGUUUGUUUGUCCGUUUAUCCACAGUAGAUCAAGACAGAACAUGGAGCUGAUGGAGGACACAUACAUGGACAUGCCAGAGAUGCAGGCCCUUCUGUUCGUCAGCAACACAGUCUACUUUGUCCUCCAGAGGACGGACGCACUCAGACGCCUGUCCAAAGAAGAAACCACCUUCCACAUCAAACGUCUGGCCAACCGCACCAUGAGGGGACUUAGCUUCGUAGAGGGACACCUGCCAGACAACGACGAGGCCUGGCCGCUGUCCAAGGACAUGGUAGAUGAGCUGGAGAGCGAGUACGGCAACAAAGUGGUGCACAUGCUGCUGGACACGCAUCGGUUUGUGGAGGCCGCUGUCGUCCUCUGCCUCUACAGGAACAUAAAGAUGUUGUUUGAGGAGAAAGAGCAGACUUGUUCUCCCAGCUGCAGCAGGUGUCUGGUCUUCUCACUGGUUCCUGUUCUGAUCCUGGUUUCUAUUGGUCUGUUUUUUAUUUUCAAGUUUUAGCUUUCUGCACAUACAGUAGGAGACGUACGGUUUAAAGAGCAGAGAGAAGACACAGUGACAGAGUGUAGAUACGAUAACGGUCGGUGUCACUGCAGGAGAUUUGGAAAGACAGAGGCAGAUGAUUGGCUGACACCAAAGGAAACAGCACAGUAUUCCAUAAACACCAAUCCUCCAUCCAUCCAUCCAUCAACCACUUUAUAUCCAGUUCACAUGGACUCGUUCAUCUUUGUCAAAGAUUCAUUGGCAGCAGUUCAAUGACCCUGGUACUGUUGGUCUGUCAAAGGUCGUCCCAUAAGACCAGAAUACUUUUCAUCAGGAAAGAAGGUUUUCUUUAGCAGGAAAUCAACGAGCCAGCAGAUAUUUGAGAUUCUUCCCUCAGACAUUUUAAUCAAGUUCAGAUCCUGUCAGUGACGAUAACCAUAGUACCAGGAAAUGAUAGUACCAAGAAGAAGACAUUAAUCAGAUGACCAUGUGUGUCAUACACCCAACUCUCCAGUCAUCAGCAACCAACACCACCCUUAGGGAUAGUACCGAUAACUAGCAAUAGGAGCUAGAGUGGCACAGUGGUAGGAAGUGGUUUUGGGUUCCAUUCCACUUUGUGGGAGAUGAACAGGGUACAAAGCAAUUGAAAUCCAACACACAAACAUUUAUAAAACAGGUGGAAAUAUAUAAAAUCUAAUCACAUACCACUAGAGGGAGUCCAAGUACCACUCACGUACGUAUUUUUGUUUUAAAACUACUGGCCUAAAUCAUUCUUAAACCUCCAAUCAUACUGUAUGGGAUUGCAGGAACAGCAAUAAUGUAAAAGACCAGCCGAGGGCAGUGUUGGACUGGUGCCAAUGGCUGCUCCAUCAUGCUAGCCCUGAUGGCUGCUCCAUCAUGGUAGCCCUGAUGGCUGCUCCAAACAGCUGAAUCAGGAGGGUUUCAAUUGCAGGUUGUGUUUAGAUAAAGACACACCUUCACACAAACACAAACGCCCAGUUCACACCUUUCAUGUCCGUUCAAACAUCGCUAACCUUAAUAAAACCGCAAACAUGUUUGACGCGUACAAAUAUUUGAGCAAACUUUACGGGAAAGUUCAGUGGAUUUUUUUCAUUCCAGCACAAAUCAUUAAUUUAUUAAUGAAAAAAUCUAAACAAGCUAAAGCUGAUGUCAUUCAAUAGUGUUUCACCUUGACAUUAGUUUCAUUCCUUCUCCCUAAGUUACUGCAGGUUUUCAGUGGUUUUCAGGUCCUGGCUCAGGGAGCUGGGAGUACACACCAGGUUCUGUCUCUAGUUCCUGUCUUUGGUUCCCACGAAGAUAGUUCCCAGUAGUCCUGUCACCAGUAUCUGCAGCGGAAGCACACCUAGUUCCUAUCAGUAAGAAGGGACAAAUUACUACUGUCCUUUGUCACUGGUACUGAGGUGGAAAAAGAUAUUUUAGUAUAGUAGUAAUGUUGUCAUUAUGAUACUACACCUUGGUUGGGAAUGCACUUUCAAAUACUUAUGUAUCUGUAACUUUCAAAUACUUAUGUAUUUGAAAGUUUUAAAUACUUUCAAAUACUUUUACAAGUAUACUUUUACAAAUUCUGGUGGCGGUGGUUGCUCACAUAGUACUUACUAAUAUCCCUAGUCCCCAGUACUAGUUUCUACAGUUGACAGUGAUAGUACAUAGGUCCAGUAGUACAUAGUUAGAAAAUAAACCUCAGCAAUGGUGGCCAGUAGGGGGCUCUGUUUUCAUGUUUAUAUUUACCGUAGCUGCUGUUGCUACAUAACAGUCACACGUCAACCUUUAUUUAUUUACUCUCCUGUAAUUGUUCGCCCUGUGCGUCAAAUCAAACACCCAGUUAUCAUUCUGUACUGUAUAAACAAUCAUUUGAACACUGCUGUACAUAGAUUAGCAUAUAUGAAGGUAAGUCAAAAAGUUCCAAGACAGAUGUAGAACCAUUUCAAUAAUCAGAGAAAAAAUGCAUCUUUAACCAAACUAAAGGUUUUUGAUCUCACUCCACCUGAAGGUUGCUUCAUCUUCAUAGAGAAGACACAUCAUCAGAUGUGUCUUCUCUGGCAGAAAUGACAGCUCUGCUGCCACCUACUGGAAUAGUACUUAAUUGUUGUGCCUGCCAUUGUGACACAGGGGAAUUAAGACAUUAUUUGCAGCAAAUAAAAAAUUGUUUUCAGACCAAUUUUCCACAGGACAUGUGGGGAUCUCUCACAGCAUACUAAUGUGCUGCCACCCAGUGGUUGAAAAUCAUUUGACCUUCUGGUCAACAUUAUGAAAUCCUGUAGCAAUUUUGACCCCUCUUUUUCCUCUUGCAUAAAAAUGAACUUGUGACGGUAGUUCUUUACUAUCAGGAUGCUAAAGCAAGACACUAAAUGUCUCCUGAUGGCCUGAAAGCGUCCAACAACGUAAACCAUUCAAAUUAUCAGAAGUGACAGGAACCACGUGGAGACAACCCAGGUGGGGGCAGUACACCCAAGCAUCACUUCCUUCUACCUCUGAUGAUGGCGUCUUCUGCGUCUCUUCUCGUAACUCGCGUCCUUAAAUCAGAGAAAUGAAGAUAAUUGACUGUUUGACGUACCUAUGAGUAAGACAAAUGUUGAAUAAAAGUAAAUAUCCUUGUUUACCGACAAUGAAUAGCUGUACUCUCCACCCUUCAUCCUGUGAAUCCGUGUGGCACCGCCUUGCUCAAAGGCACUGUGUCAAAACUGAUCGAGGACUGGGAAAUGUCAGACCAAAGGCCCAGAUCUCCCCUUUCAGGAAUUCAGCCAUUCACACUCACAUUCACACCUGUUAGUGUGAAUUUAGAGUGAACAAUUUGUCAUGUUUUUGGAGCAACUGGAAAAAAAACCACAUGAACUCGAACCAACAACUUUAACUGGUAAAAAAUGUUUGCCCAAAACCAGGUGAAUAAUUAAAUCACGAGAGAAGAAAGAAAAGAAAAAGACAAUGAACCAACACCAGGAAUAUUUGACUGGGAAUUGGUGAUAAUAAAUCAAUACACUGAUGGAGGAGAUUGAUACAGUAUCAGGAAAGGAAAUCUGGUGACACAUCAGUGACUGAUAUUUUCUCACAGCCUCAGCUGAGACUGAUCUGGUGAAUUAAAAUGACAAUUUCCAUCUUCCAAAAAAACAGACACUUCUGUUGUUUCAGUGCCGACCAGUUUUAGAAACUUCUGUUUUCAUCUACACUGACCCUCUGACUGAAUCUGUGUUAAACUAAUGAAUAUUUCAUCUACAGGACAUCACCCUCUCAAACCAAAGGUAAAAAAUAGAAGCUAGAUACAGGAAAACUCUGAUCCAUCAGAUGUUCACCACAGUGGACCAUCUGCCUCCAUCCCACCCUCCAGCUCCAUGUCCUCUUUCUCCGGUCUCUUCACCUCCAACACCUCCACUGUCUCUCCUCAGCUCAGAGCUAAACCAUCUCCACCCCACCUUCUCUGACUCCAUCUCCUGUCCAUCCUGGUCACCCCCAGUGAAGAUCUCAACACGUUCAUCUCUAACUCAGAUUCUACUGUUUAUGUUUAUAGUGUAGCGGCUAUCACACCUGCCUUACACCCAGAAGGUUAUGGGUUUGAGCCCCAGUAGAACCACAUACUCUAGCCUCCUCAACUAUCAUGAAUGACCCAUGACCCUGGUCCCCUCACACUGCUCUUCAUCUCUGUUGAGUACUGUCCAUCGAGCUCACUGGGCCACACUGGUGAUUGUGGGCCGGCCCCUUAUUUCAAUGCAAUUAGCUGGGUCAUGAUGUAUAACCCUGCAGCCCUCACGUGGUGAGGGGCCAAAGGAGGGGGUUAAAAGACAAUUGGGGGUUGGACCAAUCACAGCCAAAGCCCUCUCCCCAGUGGGCUAGUCUCGGCUCAAAAUGCCAAGGUCGAUACGUUGGUCGACUGCUGACCCUAACCCACCCACCCCCAGAGUGAUGACAUCAUCAUUCAUUUAGUCUACGUACGGCACAUUACGAAAACGCACUCACAAACACAGAGGCUCUGUGAAAACAGAUCCUGACAGGAUCCACAUCCUGGAGCCAGACUGCCGAGUCAUCAACACCAGCCAAACAAACAGCCUCUCCUCCUUAGAGCAACACAGGGUUGUGUUCACACCCCAACUAUGAUCUGCACUGAGCUGAUGGAGUGACGGGCGUGGACCACGGUGUGUCCACGCAGGGAACCAUGAGCCACAGUUGUCCCACGGUCAAUAUCAUGUCUCAAACAUCUGUUUGUUUUUCCCCUUACUUUUCUAUGAGUGUGUGUGUGUAUGUGUGGUUUAAUUGCAACAACGAGACUUGAUGGUGACAGGAAAUAGAUUCAAGAAAACAUCCGUUGUCAACCUGGGGACUUGGUGCUACACUUUAAAGGAUUCUCGUAUAAGAAGUACUAUCAGUACUAGCCUUCAAUGGAUACUAUAGUAUUUUACUACAGUAUCUUUCGUGUCUAUAAGUGGCUGCUAUAAUGUUUUUAUCGCUGGCUUUGUUUGUGACAAAAAGUAAUUUAAAGCUACAAAUUUUCAUGUAAGUGCUGGUGGAGGAAGCAGUGUUUGUGUAUAUAUAUAUACAUACAGUAUAUGUGUGUGUGCACACUGCUGGCCAUCUUGAACAGUGCCACUCUGCAUCAAUCAUCAGAGACUGUUUUGUCACAGGCUCCGCCUCCAAAGAGCAGAACAACAAAUUAAAAAUUAUUUUGUCUAGUCUAAUUGCUAGGGGGGGGCAAAUGACUGGUGGAUGUACAUGCAACAGCAUGCAGUAGAUGCAACAACUGUGCAAUAACUAUAAAACCGUCCCCUGUUCUUUUCUUCUUCUGUCACUAGAACAACAGUAGAACAACAGUUUCUGCGUCGCUACGAUCAGAAACAUUGAUUUUCUUAAAGGUCUUUAAAGAGAGAGUGGUUCACCGACGCCCCCUUCUGUCUUCUCUACCUACAGUCUCCAUAUUAAUUAACCCUGUUAUUUGAAGGUUUGUUGAGUCGGUGCCACAUCACUGCCUCUGUUGUUUUGGUUGUUGCUGCUGCUGCAGUGAACCACUGAAUUAAACAGCCCGUCACCGUCCCACGGACUUCUUCUUCUUUUAAAACAGAAUUAUGUCGAUGAUAUUAUUUAUUAUCUGACUUUGUGAUGUAAAAAUAGUCAAGAGCUAGUCAAUACUGAUAGAUGAGACUGAAUUUGUCAGUAUCACCAUCGGCUCCUGAAGUACACGUUAGAUUUUUCCUAACGUUACUGCAACAAACCUAACUUUUAAAUUCGACCGAAUGUUGAAGAGUUUCAGAUCGACGACAAAUCUUUCUUCAGCACCAACCUCAUCAACGAGAAUAAAUGAAAUGUAGUUGGGAAAAGAAAACAAAGAGAAACAGAACAUACACUCAGAGCAUGUACUGUGACCACUAUGUGUACUAUGGCACUGGAGUAUUUUCAAUGUUUACACCAAGAUGAAGCUUUUGUGUGACUAAAGUUUGAUUUGUCACAGUGAUGAUUUCACCUGUAGAUGGGGCUGAAAAUACUGUCAAAACAUCCCAUGCCAACACCAUGUGACGACCACUGAGUAAAAAAAACACAACGACCCCACUGGUACUAACAACUGGUACUCCUGAACACGCUGUGGGUCUUUAAUAUAACACAUAUAUUUUCUUGCACAACCUCCCCUUAGUGGUGAAGUGGUAGGUGCUCUUGCCUUACAGCAAGACGAGCACAAGUCCACAGUCCACAAACAUUAGGCUAAUGGUUUUUACUUGACUACAGGUGUGAAGGUUUGUGUAGUGAACCUGGUGAACCCCCCAGGAUGUUACCCCAACCCAUUCAAACCAGUCUGAACAACAACUGUUACAGUGGACCAGAACAGAGAGAGAGACGAGUACCAGGAAGGCCAAACCAGAGGCCACAAAUACUGGGCAGAACACCAGUGAAUACUCCACUACACUCCAACUGGCUUCUGACCACUGCUUCUUACGCUGACGACACAGUGCUACGUUUAUCUUUUUUUUUUUAAAAACAACAAAAUGCUAGUUAGUGGCUAUAUUUGACAUCAGAGACAGAGGUGGAGAUCCAGAGGUCUGAAACAGCACCAGGUGACUCUGAAGCACGUACAGGUGUCCAAUAAGAAGCUGGUUCAUGUUGUGCUGCACCUGAAUGAUGUUUUGGGUUAAGUUAACUGUAAAAAACUGGUAUAAUGUUCAGACUGUCAUGGUUUAAAGAGGACAGAACCAGAACUCAGCCUCUGUUUGAACCAAUCUUCUUAUCGUCUUCUGACAGACACAACGGAAAGAAUUCAAAUAAUUGUUAGUGCUGAAAAUGGUUGAAUUUACAUUCAAGCCCUGCUAAAUAUGUUCACUUUGGAAGUUAGUCAUCACAGGGCUGGUGAACUUUCUCCUCUGAUGAACAGAGAGAAACUGGAGUGGCAGCGAUGGAAGCCACAGAAUGUUUGCUGAGAAAACAAACAGUGGAACCUCCUGUACGGCCAAAGACGUAUGUCAAAGAUGAGGAGCUGCCGGAUCCUCCCUCCUCCACCACCUCCAUCACCAAGACGACGUAGCUCCACCUGGAUGCUUAGGACAGGUGGAAGGGGUUAUAAAGUCUGCUGUGCUCCAGCUCUGUCCUCCCAAACUGCUCCAGUCCUCUGGACCAACAUGGGGACUUCAAGAAUCCAGAAUACCUUCUGGUUCUUUUUCCUGACGCUGCUGGUCGGCGCUCACUCAGAGUCUCACCUCGACCAUGUGUGCACCACCUGGGGGCACUAUCACAUGAAGACAUUUGAUGGACACUUCUACCAGCUGCCCUCCACCUGUAACCACGUCAUGGCCAUGCAGUGCAACGCUUUGGAAGAAAAUUUCAACAUCCAAAUGCAACGCAAAGUUGUGGACGACAUCCCCACCAUCGACAAAAUCAUCAUGAAGAUCGAUGGAACCGUUGUGGAGAUCAAUAGAGACGGUCAGAGUGUCAACGGAAUUCCGGUGACUCUGCCACACAUCACCUACGGCGUGUCACUGAGGGGGACACAGUCCAGUAUCACUGUAGAAUCCAAAAUGGGGAUCAUUGCCAUCUGGAACCUGGACGACUCUCUGGACAUUGAAAUCGACGAGAAGUACAAGAACCAGGUCUGUGGGCUGUGUGGAAACUUUGAUGGUGUGUCCAGUGACUUUGUAGUCGAUGGGAUCAGUCUGACGCUGUCGGCCUUCGCCCAGAACUACAAAAUCAACGACCCCACCCAGUACUGUGAGGAGCCGGACAUACAGGAAGUGGUGGAGUGUGGGAACCAGACAUUCUGUGAAGGGUUCUUAAACAGUGUGGCGUUCGCUGACUGUUUAGAUGUGGUGAACGUCACUUCCUUCAGUCACAUCUGCAUGUCUGACAUGUGCAAUGCAGUCAACGACAGCAACGAGAUUCUGUGUCAAACCAUGUCAGAAUAUUCCAGACAGUGUAUCCACGGCGGCGGCCAACCUCAGCAGUGGAGGAAUCCAGACUUCUGCAACGUGGAGUGUCCAUCCAACCUGGUCUACUUGGACUGCAGCAGUGCUUGUCCUGACAGCUGCACCACGCCCCAGGCCAGUCUGACCUGUGACAACCACUGCCACGACGCCUGCGGCUGCCCUGCUGGAACCGUAUACGAUGAUAUCACAGACACCGGUUGCAUUGCACAGGAUCAGUGUGCGUGUAAACAUAACAACCAAGUGUACCAACCUGGAGAAACCUACACUGUCAACUGCAGAACCUGUGAGUGUCAGAGUGGCCAGUGGUCAUGUGUUGAGGAAAACUGUCCAGGAAGUUGCUCUAUUGGAGGCGGAGCCCACGUCAACACCUUUGAUGAAAAAGCCUACACCUUCCACGGGGACUGCACUUACGUCAUGACACAGACGUCCAACUCACUCUUCACUGUUCUGGUGGAACUUCACAAAUGUUCUCUGACUGACAGCAGCACCUGCCUCAAAUCUGUGACUCUGUCUCUCUACAACAACUCUGUGGUGAUCAAAGUUCUGGGGGACAGACAGAUCUUCAUCAACCAGAUCCAGUCACAGCUUCCACUUUUCACAGCGGAGGUCAGUGCCUUCAAACCAUCGUCCUUCUACCUGGUCAUGGACACCAAAGUUGGCUUACAGCUAAUGAUCCAGACGUCACCUAAGAUGCAGCUCUCCAUCAAGGCUAAACCUGCUCUCAGGGGCACCACAUCUGGCCUGUGUGGAAACUUCAAUGACAUCAUGAGUGAUGACUUCAAGGUCUCCAGUGGCCUGACUGAAGGAACUGCAGCUGCCUUUGUCAACACGUUGAAAACCUUAGCCACUUGCCCUGACAUCACCACUCGCUUCGAACACCCCUGCAGCCAGGGCAUCAACAAAGAGAGCUACGCCAGUUAUUGGUGCAACAAAAUGGGAGACCCCUAUGGAAUGUUUGCUCCAUGCCACCCCGUCAUCAGUCCCACCGGCUACAUAGAGAACUGCAUGUAUGACACGUGCAGCUGUGACCUGAGUGAGGACUGCAUGUGUGCCGCCAUCUCCUCGUACGCCUACGAAUGUUCCGCUGCAGGAAUCGCCCUGGAUGGCUGGAGGAACAGCAUCUGCGGUAAAUACACCAAUUGUCCAGAAGUGACACAGGUGUACAGCUACAACAUGACCACCUGCAUGAGAACCUGCCGCUCUCUGAGUCAGACCGACUACUCCUGCAUGGUCAACCACCCCACGGUGGACGGCUGCGGCUGCGAUGUGGGCAUGUACUUGAACGACGCCGGUGUGUGUGUGUCCAAGGGUUCUUGUCCCUGCUAUGACAAAGACACCAUCAUUGCACCAGGGGAGACCUACAACAAGGACAGCAUCACCUGUGUCUGUACCGAGGGCGCCCUCAGCUGUACAGGAGGAGAACUGACUGUGUGUCUUGCCCCAAUGGUCUACUUCAACUGCUCCGGGGUUCCUCCUGGAACCACUGGAAUAGAAUGUCAGAAGAGUUGCAGCACCAUGGACAUGAACUGUAUCAGUACGGGCUGCAUGUCAGGCUGCAAAUGUCCCGAUGGUCAGGUGUUGGACUCACACGGAAACUGCAUCAAUCCAUCCGACUGUCCAUGUUCGCACAACGGACAACUGUACUACCCUGGAGAGACACUGACUGUGGACUGCAACACCUGCCAGUGCAGCGACAGGAGGUUCACGUGCACAUCCAAAGUGUGUGACGCUGCGUGCGGGAUCUACGGUGACGGCCACUACAUCACCUUUGACGACAAGAGGUUCAACUUCAAUGGAGAGUGUGGCUACACACUCGUACAGGACUACUGCAACAGUGACCCGGCCAACGGCACCUUCAGAAUCAUCACUGAGAACGUCCCCUGUGGAACCGCAGGGACCACCUGCUCCAAGACUAUAAAAAUCUUCCUCAGGGACAAUGAAUACCAGUUCAAGGAUGAGGAGUUCCUGGUGGUGAAGGGCACAACCGAAGUGCUUCCCUCACAGAUUAGGAAAAUGGGUACCUACCUGGUGGCGAACAUCCAAGAAGGUCUGGUGCUGAUGUGGGACCAGAAGACCAGUCUGUUCGUGAAAAUCAGCCCAAUCUUCCAGGGCAAGAUCUGUGGUCUGUGUGGAAACUUCGAUGGCAACAGUAAGAACGACUUCAAAACACGGAACCAGGAGACUGUGACAGAUGUGUUGGAGUUUGGUAACAGCUGGAAGGUUUCAUCCACCUGUCCUGAUGCUGAGCUCAUCAACGACCCAUGCAGCUCCAACCCUUACCGUGCCGCCUGGUCCAAGAAGAAGUGCAGCAUUAUCACCAGUGUCACCUUCCAGGACUGUCACGCAAAGGUGGACCCUGGUCCAUACUUUGACUCCUGUGUCAGAGACUCCUGUGCUUGCAACAGUGGUGGAGACUGUGAGUGUUUCUGCACAGCCGUGGCCUCCUACGCCAAAGCCUGUAAUGAAGCGGGGGCCUGCGUCAGAUGGAGAACACCAAAGAUUUGCCCCAUUUUCUGUGACUACUACAAUGGUGAGGAGGGCUGUGAGUGGCACUACAAACCAUGUGGUGCUGACUGCAUGAAAACAUGUAGAAAUCCUUUGGGAAACUGUUCCAACCUCGUCACUGGACUGGAAGGGUGCUAUCCAAACUGUCCACCAACUGACCCAUACUUUGACGAGGACACCAUGAAAUGUGUUCCCUGGGAAAGGUGUGGCUGCUAUGACAACAAAGGAAACCAUUACAACAUCGGGGAUACAGUUCCAGCACCUAACUGCAACACCUGCUACUGUGCAAUGUCUGGGAUAUCAUGUCAAUAUAACGUCAGCGAGUGUAAGUGCUACCUAAAUGGAAAAUAUUACAGAUACGGAGAAAAGAUCUAUGACACCACAGAUGGACUUGGAAACUGUAUCACUGCUGAAUGUGGGGCAGAUGGGGAGGUAGACAGAGACGUCUACCCUUGUACCACAACACAGGCCCCAACCACAACUACGCCCUUCACCUUUAGCACAACAACAGAACAGACAUCGACAACAACUGCAGGUACCACCACAACCAUUGCAGGUACUACAACAACAACUGCAGGAACAACUACAACCACUGCAGGGACAACAACAACAACUGCAGGUACUACAACUACAACGGCAGGAACAACCACAACAACUGCAGGUACUACAACUACAACUGCAGGAACAACCACGACAACUGCAGGUACUACAACUACAACUGCAGGAACAACCACAACAUUGGCAGGUACCACCACAACUACUGCAGGCACAACCACAACUGCAGGUACUACAACUACAACCGCAGGAACAACUACAACCACUGCAGGGACAACCACAACCAUUGCAGGUACUACAACUACAACUGCAGGAACAACCACGACAACUGCAGGUACUACAACUGGAGGUACUACAACUACAACUGCAGGAACAACUACAACCACAGCAGGGACAACCACAACCACUGCAGGUACAACUACAACAACUGCAGGAACAACCACAACCACUGCAGGAACAACCACAACCACUGCAGGAACAACCACAACCACUGCAGGAACAACGUACUACAACUACAACUGCGGGAACAACCACUACCACUGCGGGAACAACAACAACUACUGA